Molecule: messenger RNA, 1453 nt
Organism: Hyalella azteca
Lineage: Eukaryota; Metazoa; Arthropoda; Malacostraca; Amphipoda; Hyalellidae
Gene: Nnp-1
Product: ribosomal RNA processing protein 1 homolog A
Biological process (GO): rRNA processing
Cellular component (GO): preribosome, small subunit precursor; nucleus; preribosome, large subunit precursor
Source: RefSeq, a predicted model, not a curated record
UUACAAACCACACAGCCUUCACAGUAGUAUGGAAGGGUCUACACACAGCCAUGCUACGGCAAGAUCAGCCUCUGCUUCAGGAAGCCUUGGCUGACAAAAUAAGCUCUUUCAUCCAUUGCUUCAAGAAAGAGAAGACGGCAAAUCUAUUCAUACAAGCUGCUAUGGAAACUUUUGAGCGAGAGUGGGACAGAGUUAAUCAGUUCAUGGUCGACAAGAUGAUGAUGUUAUUCAGACGUGUGAUCCGACAAGCAAUAUUUCGACUGGCAGACCAGAACUGGCUGCACUCAGACCAGUUCGUGCAGAUGCUGGAAGACACAGUCAUCAGACCUCUCGACCACGAGCAUAAGUUUGGUCGCGGCCCCAAGUUACAUCUGAGCUCCAUCUACCUGGAGGAACUUGCCAAGGGCAACAACGAAGCUCUCACACAUGACGUAAUCAUGGUCUUUUUGCGUCCGUAUAUCAAGGUGUUGGCAGUGAGUCACUGUCAGUGGUACGUGAAGGAUGUCAUCACGAACGUCUUCCAUCACUUGCUACGUCAGAGCGACGUGGGUGUGGAUAACAAGUCUUAUCUGCUCGAGGGGGAAACUCUGGCCAAGCCUACCGACUAUGGCUUCGAUGAUCGCAACAUUCCCAAGGAAGGCAACGAUGCACUAAGUGAGAAUGAAAGUGAAGACGACAAUGAUGAGGAGGUAGACAUCGAGACGGACGAAGGCGUCGAGAUGGAACAAGAUGAAGAGGAUCUUGAGGAAGGCGAGGAAGAAGAGGAGGAGUUUCCUCUUGAUCCACGAGCUGGCAAUGUGGAUGUCCUCCUGCCACAGCUUAGAGUUAACUACGAAGACGUGAGUGGGGCGCUGUUUGAGGUGGCCAACAGUGAAGGCAUCUACAAGAAGAACCACGCUAAGCUAAUGGUGCUAGUGCGUCAGUUCAUGGACGUGGUGGGGGGUGUGUACCCUCUGAAAAUGUUCCCCGAGGACUACAACAAAGACUUGCCACAGGAAGAACUCAACGAAGUUGACGUUGAUAAGGCCCUUGAUCGAGCACUUAAGUUCCGUGAGCGUGAGUAUGCAGCAGUGUACAGACCACGAGGAGGUGUUAUUUCGAAACGCAACCUUGAGACGGACAAGAAACGUGCAUCAAAAGUAAGCAGGACGCUCUCACAGCAAUGGCUGCGACUGCAGAGCAUUAACAGGCGUCGCUUCAAGACUAUAACUGAGAAGAGCAACACCAAGCGAUUCAAGAAGUAUUCUAGGAACACCGACAAGAUAGAAGCCACCCUGGAGAAGAGAAGGCUCAUGGUCAAAGGAAAGAAAGCUGAGGUUGAAAAAGUACGAAACAAGGAGGCUAUUCAGAAACACAAGGAGAAAGUUCUCAUGAAAAAUGUUCUGAAAGUCACUAGUGGUUUCAGAGUCUCUGACAAGAAUUAGUGAUCGUUGAUGUAUGUUAUUAAAAAGUG